GCUUCAACUUUGGUUGGUGUGUGUCGAAGAAACCUGAUUGCGCCUUGGGGAGAACAGCGGAAAAGGUCCACCGAGCCUUGCGAAAGGUUCGCUGAGCGGGCUCGCGUCCGGAGCCACUCCGGGCUGCAGAGCACCCAGCGGAGCCCACGCCUGGCACUGGUGUGGGACCCGUCCUUCCUGUCUACACCGAGGGGUCCUCGCGUGGUGAGUAUGCGGAAUAAACGCCUUUUGAAAACAAAAAGAAGAAAGGGUGGAAGAAGCGGCCAGGAUCCAGGCCCGCCAUCCCACAGGAGUGAAUCUAUAUCUGGGAGGUCUCCUCCCACCCCAACUCUCAACCUGGGUCCCGACUGCCCACCUCCUCCUCCUCCUCCUCCUCCCAACCACCCCUCCUCCUCCACUUCCAAACACAGCGCCCAAAGGGGCCAGUACAACGCCAACCUGGCCGAGCGAAAGAGAGACGAUCUCUCCGAAGAGAUCAAUUCCUUAAGAGAGAAGGUCAUGAAGCAGUCCGAGGAGAACAACAACCUGCAGAACCAGGUUCAGAAGCUCACAGAGGAGAACACUUCUCUGCGCGAGCAAGUGGAGCCCGCCCCUCAGGCUGAGGAGGAUGACCUGGAGCUCUGUGGUGCUGCAGCGGCUGCUGCCCCACCUCCUCCCAGUGAGGAAGAGUGCCCCGAUGACCUACCCGAGAAGUUUGAUGGCAACCCUGACAUGUUGGCUCCUUUCAUGGCCCAGUGCCAGCUCUUCAUGGAAAAGAGCACCAGAGAUUUCUCAGUGGACCGCGUCCGUGUCUGCUUCGUGACAAGCAUGAUGACCGGCCGUGCCGCCCGCUGGGCCUCUGCAAAGUUGGAGCAAUCCAAUUACCUGAUGCACAACUACCCAGCCUUCAUGAUAGAAAUGAAGCACGUCUUCGAAGACCCUCAGAGGCGAGAGGCUGCCAAACGCAAGAUCCGACGUCUGCGCCAAGGCAUGGGGUCUGUCAUCGACUAUUCCAAUGCUUUCCAGAUGAUUGCCCAGGACCUCGACUGGAACGAGCCUGCGCUGAUUGACCAAUACCACGAGGGCCUCAGUGACCACAUUCAGGAGGAGCUGUCCCGUCUGGAAGUUGCCAAGUCGCUGUCUGCACUGAUCGGCCAGUGCAUUCACAUCGAGAGAAGGCUGGCCAGGGCAGCUGCAGCUCGGAAGCCACGCUCCCCGCCCCGUGCGCUGAUGAUGCCUCACGCUUCAGGACACCACCACGUAGAUCCGACUGAGCCGGUGGGAGGUGCUCGCAUGCGCCUGACCCAGGAAGAAAAAGAAAGGCGCAGAAAGCUGAACCUCUGUCUCUACUGUGGAACAGGAGGUCACUACGCCGACAGCUGUCCUGCCAAGGCCUCAAAGGCUUCACCGGCGGGAAACUCCCCGGCCCCGCUGUAGAGGGACCAUCAGCGACCGGGCCAGAACGAAUAAGGUCCCCACGAGAUGAAAUUUCAACUCCACACUUGCAAGUGAUGCUCCAGAUUCAUCUUCCGGGCAGACACACCCUGUUUGUCCGAGCCAUGAUUGAUUCUGGUGCUUCUGGCAACUUUAUUGACCACGAAUACGUUGCCCAAAAUGGAAUUCCUCUGCGAGUAAAGGAUUGGCCAAUACUUGUGGAAGCAAUUGAUGGGCGCCCCAUAGCAUCGGGCCCAGUGGUCCAUGAAACACAUGACCUAAUAGUUGACCUGGGAGAUCACCGCGAGGUGCUGUCAUUUGAUGUGACUCAGUCUCCAUUCUUCCCCGUCGUCCUAGGGGUCCGCUGGCUGAGCACACAUGAUCCCAACAUUACAUGGAGCACCCGCUCGAUAGUCUUUGAUUCUGAAUAUUGCCGAUACCACUGCCGGAUGUAUUCUCCACUACCACCAUCGCCACCACCAGCACCACAGCCAUCGGUCUACUACCCAGUAGAUGGAUACAGAGUUUACCAGCCUGUGAGAUAUUAUUAUGUCCAGAACGUGUACACUCCAGUUGAUGAAAAUGUUUACCCAGACAACCAUGUGGCUGACUGCAGUGUAGACAUGAUACCAGGAGCACAUAGCAUUCCAAGUGGACAUGUUUACUCACUGUCUGAACCUGAAAUGGCUGCUCUUCGAGAUUUUGUGGCAAGAAAUGUUAAAGAUGGGCUAAUCACUCCAACCAUAGCACCAAAUGGAGCCCAAGUUCUCCAAGUGAAAAGGGGAUGGAAGCUGCAAGUUUCUUACGAUUGCCGAGCUCCCAACAGCUUCACCAUCCAGAAUCAGUAUCCUCGGCUGUCUAUUCCAAAUUUAGAUGACCAGGCUCACCUGGCAUCUUAUGUCGAAUAUGUACCACAAAUACCUGCAUACCAAGCGUAUCCCACCUACACGACAUACCAGACCUACCCAGUAGGAUUUGCCUGGUACCCAGUGGGAAGAGAUGGGCAUGGGCGGUCGUUGUAUGUACCAGUUAUGAUCACUUGGAAUCCACAUUGGUAUCGCCAGCCUCCGGUACCUCAGUACCCUCCUCCACCACCACCGCCGCCGCCACCACCACCGCCACCACCGCCACCAUCUUACAGCACCAUGUAAAUACCUGUCCUGUCCUUCAGGAUCUCUACCCUCAAAUUUUAUUCCUAUUCAGCUUCUCAAUGACCAUGUGCUAAAUUGGACUAUUGUGCCUUCAGACCUAGCUUAAGGCACAUCCUCUCUGAAAAGGCUAUAGAAGGUCAAGGCCACCUAGGAUGGCACACACCCUAAAGCACCAAAAGACCUUCAACAUUUCUGGGAGUCACAGAAAAUGACUCUCAGUUUUCCAAUUUGACUGCCAAGCUCACUCAAAUACUUUGAAAAGUUUACUUUCUAGUGAAUCCUGGAAGCCAGCCUGAGUUUUACCUGCUGAAACCUCUUUGUCACCAUCUAAAUUGCAGGCUACCAGAUUCCCUGUUGAAUAUUUACAGAGAAGCUGAUGAAAACACAGGAAAUGCUGUUUUCUUUAUGGAGGGGGAGAAAAAGAGGAGGAGGAGGACAUGACUUUUGCAGUUUUGGUACUCUACACUUUCUAGAGGACCAACGCCUUAUUGAGGAAGCCGCAAUUAAUUGGUGCAGUGUGAAACGGCUUCUGUGAUCCUCUUGCUGCACCCUUAGAAACUUCACCAUCUUCAAACUCCACUUUCAUGGUUCCGUUAAUUCUCAAGGAGCAGCAACUCGACCGGUUUUCCCAGGAGCAGGCAAAACCUUACAAACACGUAACACCUCAGGCCUGAGGAGGAAGUGCCCUCUCAGACGGACUCUUGCAUGGUAAGAGUGUGCCUUUACAUCCUGGUGCAAAUCACACGUACCCAAAAAUUCUGGCUUUGUCACACCACCUUGCCAUCAUCAUGCCAGUAAUCACUCCCACAAAACAUUUAACCUGGUAACCAGAAACUGUUGGUGGCUCCAGGUGUGUUAGAUGUUUGUGAAAUGUUGUGACCACCUUUCCAUCAUGUGCCAGGACUAAGAGUAUCAAAUCAAAAGUACUCCUAAAACUCUUAAAAGAGACUCUGAGUUAAUGUUACCAGCUUGUCUUGAUGCUUCAGAAAGAUUGUUUGUGAGCAUGGUUAAUUGGCUGGAAAAGCUACCUGAAGGUCUUGGAAGCAUCUCUCUACGUCUCUGCCUUCAUAUGCAUCUGGGCAUUACAUCAUCAGUCCCCUCACUGGACUAUAGCAUUUGGAUGCUUAGAGAGGGGCAAUCAUUUUAGCACCGAGACCCACACUCAUAUGCCUGGGAGGAAUCUCUGAAAAAGAGGAAAUGAGGGCACUGGACACUGUCUUAAGGAUAUGGACUUCCUUGAAGAAUCUCAAAUUCAGCUGGAUGACCUUUCUUCCAGGUCUAGAUGGGUAACCACUGCAAAGGGAAUCAGAGUCCACUUAAUGGAAAAGGGUCCCCUAGAGGGGGACAUUAAGCUGCCAGUAGAUGAAAGGCCUCAGAAAGCAACUCAAAGCAACAGACAACACACUGUUGUCCUCAAUCCAGUGAUACCCUCUGGUGUCUUCUGGAUGUAUUGUGCUAACCUGGAACUGCCUGACUUCCUUUAGCCUGGUCCUUUGCUACUGCCUUGAACUGUUUGUCUAACCUCUCUCUUUCUAUUUACUCCUUUACUACUGCCACUAACCCUGCUGCAGGAUUUGUGUCAUCCUUCCCUGCCUUGGUUGCUGAGACUCCAUUUUGCAGCUGCACAGGGAGAAGAAAGAGGCAGGCUUCGAGGAGCGUGCAUUUCAACACACAAUCUCCAAUUGCCUAAACACAAUUUAAGCAGUACAAAACAACACGGUGUAUAUAUCAAAUUGCCUAACAUGAAGAGGAGUAUAAUGGUGAAGUUUCCUUUUCCAUCCACAUCAUCUUUCACUUUUUUUCAUUAUCACUCACUUAUUCUUGCAUGUUAAAAUAAUUAAACCUUUAGCUGUAGGUUAGUAGUGUCCUUACACAGUGUUUUGAAAUGGUGACUGUGCUUUCAAAAUUUAUUUCCGUUGAAUAGCAAAAUACUAUUCAAUUUUAGUGUCAGUGUGAUAAGUAACGUAGUGUAAAAUGUCUCUUUACUGUGAACUUCUCUUACAACACUGUGAAUGAGAGGCUCCUGCGAACUGGAGUAUUUGUAUAUUCAUCCUGUUCAUCCUCAAUCUUCAGUUUUAACAUCAAAUAAUUUUGGUUUUAUUGAUUGGACUUCUAAAAAUCAUACAACAGCACAUCCAAUUUCGAGGAAGAUAUCUAAUUGGCUACUUACUUGAUCCAAAACAUUUUUUCUUUGAAAGCUUGUCAGUCACUCGUGUGUUUUAGUGUAAUUAUUUUGAAAAUGGUGCAUUUGUGCUUCUGGACUGUUUUGAAACGACACUUCAGUUUACCUCAGAUACCAGUUCAUCCUCCAUACAUUUGAAAUCAAGUUUGUUCUAUGUUAAAUUUAUAGUUGUCACUUGAUCUUUAAGCUGCAGAAGACCCAGAAAUGGGCCAUUGCCUGCAGCCCCGGCAUGUACACAUGGACAUUUGCCACCACUGCAAGCAAAAGUCUGGAGACAUUGCCAGCGACAAAAAUGGUCAGGGGGAGUGCAUGCUGGUAUGGGUUCACAACUCACGAAGUCCUGGCACAAGUUUGGCUGUUUACUAAAGCUUGUGACUUACUUACUGGCAGUGUGUACUAUGCUCUAUUGUGAUAAAUACUAUCUAUAAAUGUAGAUGUUAAGGAUAAGUAAUCUCAAAUUUAUUGGACUUUAGUAUCUGAAUUUUAGUAAGUUUCCUUUCACUCAUUUUAUUGAUCAAAUUAAGUUAAAUCAAUUUAAGUUAAUUGCAUCUUUUAAAAAAUUUCUGGCAUUAACCAACAAAAUGCCUUUAUUCUUGAGAAAGAGGAAAAUGAAGAAAUUAAAUCUCUAAAGAAGUUAGAAAGGGAGAAAAAUAAAAGCACAAGAUAUUAAACAUCAGAAUUAGUAAGCAAAGCCAGUAGUCCAUUCUUUGAAACAAACUGGCAAACUUUAUUGACUGUUGGCCUAAAUUUUCAGUGUUAAUUAAUGAAAUCAAGAAGGAGAAAAAAGAUUUAACAGCUCCCAUUUUCAGGUGAGCUUAGAGAGAACUAGCUAAGGUCAUCAUGCUAGGGUAUUGAAACAAAGUUUUACAUAUAUAUAUGGAGGGUCAGUUUAGUUUGAGCACUGAGGUAUUUGUAUUAGAUGCUGGAAAGUGGAGGAUUCAUUUGAUUGAAUCAGAAUAAGAGGGGCACAUUUAUAUGAUGCAGUCUGGAUUUCUGUUUAAGAAGUUUGCAGGUACCUCAGGCUCCUGAAUUGAUCCAGUUGUCAUCUACCACAGACAUCUCACAUCAGAUACCGUUCCAAGAUUGGCAAUAGAAAAGACUUUGCUGGAAAGACCCGGGAAGAAAUGAAGGACCACCUGCAGAAAUGAAUAGCCUGUGAGGGAACCAUGCUAUGUUUUCAUCUAAAGAGAGGACGCAUUUGGUGGGACUGAAAGUUCUUUGUUGGUUGUGAUUGUAGAACGCUAUCGAAUUAUGUCUGUGGAAACUUGGAUUGUUUAUUAUUUCUUUGUGUAAUCAGUUUAAGUAAUAGGGGAUAUUAUAUAUAAUCAUAAGUACUUUAGUGGUGGGAGGGACUAUUAAGUAAUCUUAAAGGGGUGGGAUUAAUUAGAAAGUUAGAAUGAUAUUAUGUAUUAGUUAUCUCUAUAAGUGGACUUGUAUAUCUAUUUGUGACCCUUUACCCUGUAAUUGUUACCCUUAAAGAUUUUAAGUGAGUGCAGAGGGAAUGGCAGGAGAUCAACCUAUUUAGGAAUAAUUGGGUGUGGAGAAAACCUAGUGGGAGAAAGUUAAAAGAUGAUUGGAUAAAGAAAUUAAGAAGCCUCUUUGCCCUGGGUUUUAACCCUGGGCAUUACGGUUGUGAGCAAAAGUUUUAGAAAGUCACAGCAUGGAUUGGUGCCCUUAGAGCAAUUGUUUCUGGAAAGAUGUUAUUGAUGGGUGGUAAAUUUAUUCAUGGAAGUUACUGGAAAGAGAUGAGUAAGAAUCCUUGUAUUUGCUUCUAUCAGUAGCUCUCCUCUUUACCUCUGCCUCUUUUCCCUACCCCAUCCCCUUCCCCCCUCUCUAACCCUACCCCCAUCCCACUUCCCUAUCCCUAUCCUCAUCCCGACCUCCCUAUCUAUACCCCCUUUCAAAUUGUGUUCCUUUAUUGCUGUAUUCUCUUUACUCAAUAUUUCUCUCUAUUAACUAAUACUGUAUUGUGUCGAUGUAAUAAAAAUUCAAUUAAUAAAGCUUUAGUGGUUAAGUGCAAA
This is a messenger RNA of Orycteropus afer afer, 6767 nucleotides long. The record is from RefSeq and is a predicted model, not a curated record. Lineage: Eukaryota; Metazoa; Chordata; Mammalia; Tubulidentata; Orycteropodidae.